Lacerta agilis (Sand lizard) is the source of this 3846-nucleotide messenger RNA. It is a transcript of the gene DENND3, whose product is annotated as DENN domain containing 3. Lineage: Eukaryota; Metazoa; Chordata; Lepidosauria; Squamata; Lacertidae. Gene Ontology annotation, biological process: regulation of Rab protein signal transduction. Gene Ontology annotation, cellular component: cytoplasmic vesicle. Gene Ontology annotation, molecular function: protein binding. The transcript is spliced from 23 exons. The record is from RefSeq and is a predicted model, not a curated record. The coding region runs from base 20 to 3826 and encodes 1268 amino acids.
GGCUCCGUGCCCCCUUGCUAUGGAAGAUGUGCUGCCUUCUGCAGUGCUGGAGAUCUGCGUGUUGGUCGGCGUCCCUCGAGAAAGGGCGAAGGAAAUCUGCCAGGUUGCUCAAAGACAUGACAUAAGAAGCAGCCCUCCCUUCGAACCAGAAGUUCUUUCUGUUUUUGUACCUCCAUUCAUCAGCAAGGAGGAAUUGCAAACAGCAAAUAUAAAUAGUAACACAUUCAAUAAAGGGAAACGACGUUCUUUUCGGAAAAAGAAAGAGAAAUCCAAGAUUGACACUGCAAGAGUUCUGAAUGGAGCCCAUAAAAUUCCUGAGACUGAAGAUGUUACCAUCCCUAUCGACAUUGACCUUAACGGAUUGCCACAGCUUUGCUUUCCAGGAGGAUUUAAUAUAGCGUUGGAAUCCACCGAAGACCGCAUCCAUUUCCUUGUUUUCACCGACGUCUGUGGUAACAGAACUUAUGGUGUUGUCGCACAGUAUUACCGGCCUAUGCAAGAUGCCCACAUCUUCUAUAAUGGGCAAGCUUCUUGGGAAACGGCAAAGAGCUCUAGAUCGGCUUCAUACUUUGUGCCAUUUGCAGUGUGCGUCAUAUCUAGGUAUCCCUACUUCAACGCCCUCAAAGACUGUCUAUCUUGUUUAUUGGCACAGUUGAAGUCUUACAAGGAUUUAGAUGUUGAUAAUUAUAUAAAAGAAUUCGCCGCCAAACUGUGUUUAAUCCCCACUCCUCCUCCAGGACCUCUGCACUUGAUAUUUAAUAUGAAGCCUCUCCAGGUAAUAUUUCCAUCUCAGGAGGAUCCUGACAGCCCACUUAUCGAUCUGGAUCUACACCUUCCCUUCCUAUGCUUCAAACCGGAACAGGUGUUACAGAUCAUAACCUGCAUUUUAACAGAGCGGAAGAUUGUUUUAUUUUCCUCUGACUGGGCGUUGCUGACGCUCAUAUCCGAGUGCUUUAUGAUGUAUAUCCACCCUAUUCAGUGGCAGCACACUUUCGUACCCAUUCUUUCUCGCCAGAUGUUGGAUUUUGUCAUGGCCCCUACAUCGUUCCUCAUGGGAUGCCACAUCGAUCACUUUGGAGAGGUUUGCAAGGAAGCCGACGACUUAAUUCUAAUUAACAUUGAUAAUGGCGAUAUCGCGCAAUCCCAGUCAUCAGAAGAGGAGACUGAAAUUCCAGAUAUCCCACUGGAGGCGGCAAACAUCUUCAUAGCAAGGGUUGAAAACCUUCAGCUGCACUAUGACCUGGAGCUCUCUCACCUUGCUUCCUGCACAGACCUUGGUGAAGUUCAGUUGCGAAGGAGGAUUUGGCAGCAGAGGCUGAAUUCUGAAAUUCAGCAGAUUACUCUGCAGUUAAUAGUCAAUAUCUUUAGGGAGGUGAAAGAUCAUCUGAAUUAUGAGCACAGAGUAUUUAACAGUGAAGAAUUUAUGAAAACGAGAGCAGUGUGCGACCAGCAGUUUUACAAAAAGGUUUUGGAGACCUAUAUGUUUCACUUUUUCCUUAAAGCUCGCCUCAACAGAAGGAUGGAUGCUUUUGGUCGCCUAGAGCUGAGCACUGAAGCUGAGAAAGACAGGUUAACUUCAGUAUUCAGCCCAAGGAGGCCAACCAUGGAAAAAGUAAUUUCAAGAAGGUUUAAUCCUCAGUACAUGAUGAGCAGGCGAAUGGGAUUGAGCUUGCCUAAUCUGCAAGAGAUCGCGCCAAACGAUGCCCCGGCGAGGAAUUCGUCUCUUCGGCGUUUAGACAUGAAACAAGCUAUGAGAUCAACCUCUAAGUCGGUGACUACUUUCAAGAUCCCAGAGAUCCACUUUCCUCUUCUGAGCCAGUGUGUCUUCUCUUACUACCUUGAUUUCAACACUCAUCUCAGCAGAGCUAUAAAUAUUUUGUCUCCCGAUAACUCUGCGCUUCUGGCAAGGUACUUCUACCUCCGGGGACUUAUUGGUUUGAUGCAAGGAAAGCUUCUGAACGCGCUUUCUGACUUCCAGAACCUUUAUAAGACAGACAUAAGGAUAUUCCCCACAGACCUUGUGAGGAAAGUGGUGGAAAACCUUCCUCCUUCCGAACGUUCCCAAGCGGAUCAGAAGCCGGAGCUGAAGAGGUUGAUAAGUCAAGUGAUGGAUAACCAAAGGGAAAUAAGCAAAGUUGACGACCGUGUGAAAAAAUUCCAGUUGCCGAAAACGCACAUGCAGCUGGAUGACUUUGUGAAGCGCAUUCAAGAAUCUGGGAUUGUCAAAGACACAGACACGAUUCACCGGCUGUUUGACGCACUGACAGUAGGACAUCAGAAACAAAUAGACCCGGAAACAUUUAAGGACUUUUACACCUACUGGAAGGAAACGGAAGCAGAGGCUCAAGAAGUAAACCUGCCCCCCAGCGUGAUAGAACGCUUGGACAAAAACGAAUGUGUCUACAAGUUGUCGUCCUCUGUUAAAACGAACAAAGGAGUUGGGAAAAUAGCCAUGACUCAAAAGCGCAUGUUCCUUCUGACUGAAGGAGUUCGGCCCGGCUACCAAGAGAUUGCAACUUUCAGGGACAUAGAGGAAGUGAAGAGUACGACAGUUGCUUUCCUGCUUCUCCGGAUUCCCACCCUCAAGAUAAAAGCCAUGUCCAAAAAGGAGGUUUUCGAAGCAAAUCUUAAAUCUGAGUGUGAUCUGUGGCACCUGAUGGUAAAAGAGAUGUGGGCUGGCAAGAAAAUGGCAGAUGAUCACAAGGACCCUCAAUAUAUUCAACAAGCACUUACGAACGUUCUCCUGAUGGAUGCGGUCGUGGGUGUGUUGCAGUCUUCCAAGAUCAUUUAUGCUGCUUCCAAACUAUCUUACUUUGACAAGAUGAAGAAUGAAGUGCCCAUGAUGGUCCCCAAAACAACAAGAGAAACGCUCAAGCACAAGAUUAAUCCAUCAGCUGGGGAAACUUUCCCACAAGCAGUAGAAGUCUUACUUUACACACCAGGGCAACUUGAUCCAGCAGAAAAGCAUGGUGACGCCCACCCAAAAUUAUGGUGUGCCUUAAAUGAGGGGAAGGUGGUCGUGUUCGAUGCAUCUACAUGGUCCAUACAGCACUAUCUUAAAGUAGGAAACUCUAAACUGAAUUGUAUGGUAAUGGCGGAACAAAGCCAAGUCUGGAUCGGUUCCCAGGACUCCAUUAUCUAUUUGAUCAACACCCACAGCAUGUCUUGCAAUAAGCAGCUGAACGACCAUCGCUCCGAAGUUGUGGACAUCAUUGUGGAAAACGGAGAUGGCAUCUCCAGCGAGGCCUAUUCUUGCAGCGUGGACGGAACAGUGAUUAUGUGGAAUAUCAGCACCUUGAAAGUGAACCGCAGGUUCCAGUUGCCCUGCGAAACUCUGACUGCUAUCAAAUUCCACAGUAACAGGCUUUGGUGCUGUAUAGGGAGCUGCAUUCUGGUCGUCUCAACAAAUGGUGUUAUCCGGCAAAAAGUACAAAUGGAAGACAGCGUGAGUGCUACGCCCUUCCUCUGUUUCCAGUUGUUCCCCGAGAGUGACCAAGUGUUGGCAUCCUGUUCUGCGAGCGCCGAGUUGUAUUUCUGGAACAUGACUGAUCUCUCGACACCCUCUCAAAAGAUCAGCCUGCAAGACUGCUCAGAGAUCACAUGUAUGAUGAAAGUUAAAAACCAGAUAUGGGUUGGCGGCAGAGGUCUUUCUCAAGGCAAAACCAAAGGAAAGAUCUAUGUGGUUGAUGCUGAAAAGAAGACGGUGGAGAAAGAAUUGGUUGGGCACAUCGAUACGGUGAAAGCUCUGUGCUCUGCAGAGGACAGAUAUGUUCUUAGUGGUUCUGGAAAGGAAGAAGGGAAGAUAGCAAUCUGGAAGGUUGAAUAAAGUUCAGCGUUUCAGUUUUG